GGUGAUCCGUCCUUUCAUCCUGGCGUUUGCCUGCAGCAAGAUGGCGGCGGUCUCAAUGUCAGUGGUACUGAGGCAGACGUUGUGGCGGAGAAGGGCAGUGGCUGUAGCUGCCCUUUCCGUUUCCAGGGUUCCGACCAGGUCGUUGAGGACUUCCACAUGGAGAUUGGCACAGGACCAGACUCAAGACACACAACUCAUAACAGUUGAUGAAAAAUUGGAUAUCACUACUUUAACUGGCGUUCCAGAAGAGCAUAUAAAAACUAGAAAAGUCAGGAUCUUUGUUCCUGCUCGCAAUAACAUGCAGUCUGGAGUAAACAACACAAAGAAAUGGAAGAUGGAGUUUGAUACCAGGGAGCGAUGGGAAAAUCCUUUGAUGGGUUGGGCAUCAACAAAUGGAGUCUCACUUUGUUGCCCGGGCUGGUCUCGAACUCCAGGCUUCAAGCGAUCCACCCACCUCAGCCUCAAAAGUACUGAGAUUACAGGAUGGAGCUAUGACAUUGAAGAGAGGAAGGUUCCAAAACCCAAGUCCAAGUCUUAUGGUGCAAACUUUUCUUGGAACAAAAGAACAAGAGUAUCCACAAAAUAGGUUGGCACUGACUAUAUCUCUGCUUGACUGUGAAUAAAGUCAGCUGUGCAGUAUUUAUAGUCCAUGUAUAAUAAAUACAUCUCUUAAUCUCCUAAUAAAUUGGACCUUUAAACUACA
This is a messenger RNA of Pan troglodytes (chimpanzee), 703 nucleotides long. It is a transcript of the gene NDUFS4, whose product is annotated as NADH:ubiquinone oxidoreductase subunit S4. Bases 41 to 586 code for a protein of 181 amino acids. Gene Ontology annotation, cellular component: respiratory chain complex I. The record is from RefSeq and is a predicted model, not a curated record. NCBI's taxonomy places the organism in Eukaryota, Metazoa, Chordata, Mammalia, Primates, Hominidae. Gene Ontology annotation, biological process: electron transport chain. The transcript is spliced from 5 exons.